AUGGCGGCGUUUAGCUGGGACUGGAUGGAGUCGUUAAAGCACGCAGCCAGGGCCGAGCAGGUGCCGGCGGACUGGAAUGCGCGGACGGCCCGCACGCCCGACGCUGCAUGGCAAGCGGACGAUCAGCGACCACCCACUCGUCGCAAGACGUCGCAUGCCGUCGCCCCCACAUGCAGCCCCGCAGCAGCUUCCCAGGACUUGUGGCGCCCCGUCUCUUCCGCGCACGAGCCCUCCGCGCUUCCCACCCUCGAGCCCUCCUCCAGACUUCGCUCCCCCUCCCCCACCUCCAUGCCCGCGUUCUUCUCCCCACAGUCCCCGCCCUCCGCACAACCAUCCUUCCCCCAACCAACUACGCCGGUCCACGUCGCAUCGCCAACGAGCGCUCAUUUCCCCACGGAAGGUACUGCCCCCAGCCCCCCGGUGCGGAGACGCAGCGCAUUAGCGCGCGGAGAGCGGGGCGACGCGGAGACGGAGGUGCUGCUGCAGGGCCUGCUGAGCUCCGCGCCUGUGAGCCGCCGUUUAGCAGCGCUGGGCCUCGUGCUUCUGCUCAACGGCGUGGGACAUGGCGCGGCGGGCGCGUGGAAAGCAAGCGCAGCGGAGGAACCCGCGUCGACGGAAGAGCCCUUGUCUCCCUGCAGCAGCGUCGGCAGUUGCGAUUUGCCGGCCGAUCAUGACGACGACACGGCUUGCACCUCCUCUCUCCGCGCCGCCGAUCCAUGGGCCGCGCCGCAAGUUUGCACCAGCGGGCCGCUCGCUGCCCCCCAUGUGGCUGAUACUGCUAGUAUCGGAUCAGGUGGUGGGGAGCGGGGCGGGGGAGGAGGCGCAGGGCGGGCAGACGGAGGAGUUUUGGCAGCAGCAGCGGCAGCAGCUGGUGGAGGCGAUCCAGACACUGCUGCAGGGAUGCGCGCAGCUGCAGCGCUCGUAGUGCGGGGCGAGGCGUCGUGA
Molecule: messenger RNA, 945 nt
Organism: Closterium sp. Naga37s-1
Lineage: Eukaryota; Viridiplantae; Streptophyta; Zygnematophyceae; Desmidiales; Closteriaceae
Source: the annotation of a GenBank genome assembly